AUGGAGGAAGUAUCAAGUGGUUCUGAAAGUGUUGGCUUAAAUGAAGAUCAUAAUGAGAUUGAAAUAGAGAAGGCAAAAAGUGUAGAAGAUCCUAAAGUAGGAAUGUUGUUUGAUUCCAUUGAUGACCUUGUUCAAUUCUAUCAAAGGUAUGCGAAGGAAAAAGGUUUUGGCAUGUGUAUACGAAGCUCUAAAAAAGUAGGAGGUGAGGUGAGGUAUGUGAUAGUUGCUUGUACUCAUAGUGGAAAGCCAAAGAUUAAAUCAAGCAAACUCCAUCAAUUGCAUCCACAAUCAAAAACGGAUUGCAAAGCUAAGAUUUGUGCAAAUCUAUUAGGUGAUGGAAAGUGGAUUUUGAGAUCUAUGGUUCUUGACCAUAAUCAUGGAGUGAGUCCAGGAAAAGCUCGAUUUUAUAGAUGCCAUAGGGUUCUCAAUUCAGCUGUGAAAAGGAGGCUUGAAUUACAUGCUAAAGUCGGUAUUAGAAUGAACAAGAGUUUUAAUUCAUUAGUGGUUCAGGCAGGAGGGCAUGAGAAAUUGACAUAUUUAGAGAAGGAUUGCAGGAAUCAUAUGGAUAGGGUCAAACGUAUAGAACUUGGAGAAGGAGAUGCUACAACAAUGCAUAAUUACUUUUUGAAAAUGCAAGCUGACAAUUCUGAAUUCUUUCACAUGAUGGAUUUAGAUGAAGAAGGCCGAUUAAGGAAUGUAUCUUGGGCAGAUGCAAGGAGUAGAGCUGCAUUUAAAGAGUUUGGUGAUGUAGUUACCUUUGACACAACAUACUUAGUUAACAAAUAUGCAAUGCCAUUCGCUCAUUUCGUAGGAGUGAACCAUCAUGGCCAAUCAACAUUACUUGGGUAUGGAUUGAUCUCAGGUGAAGACACAGAGACCUUUACAUGGCUAUUUCAGUCAUGGCUCACAUGCAUGUCUGGAUGUCCUUCUUUUGCAAUCAUUACGGAUCAAGAUCAAGCAAUGAAAAAUGCUAUAGAGGUUGUUUUUCAUAAUGCACGACAUCGGGGGUGUUUGUGGCAUAUCAUGAAAAAGCUACCUGAGAAAUUGAGAGGUUACAAUCAAUAUGAAGGAAUCAAGUUUUCAAUGAAAAAUGUUGUUUAUGAUUCCUUAACUAUAGGAGAAUUUGAAGAAAGUUGGGGCAAAUUCAUUGAGAAGUAUAAACUUCAAAGCAAUAAAUGGUUAUUUAACUUGUAUGAUGAAAGGCAUCAUUGGGUGCCUGCCUUUGUGAAAGAUACUUUUUGGGCAGGAAUGUCAACCACACAGCGUAGUGAAAGCAUGCAUGCAUUUUUUGAUGGGUAUGUUAAUUCCAAGACCACAUUGAAACAAUUUGUAGAACAAUAUGAAAAUGCUUUGGCAAAAAAGGUAGAAAAUGAGAACAAUGAAGAAUUUAAUUCUUUCAACUCUUGCAUCCCAUGUAUGGUUGGUUAUGAAAUGGAGAAGCAAUUACAGAGUGCUUAUACAACGGAAAAAUUUAAAGAGUUCCAGCGAGAGCUAAUGGGGAAGAUUUCUUGUGAUUUAUCUUCAUAUAAGAAAGAUGCUUACAUUUCAAAAUACGAAGUGGCUGAAGAUAUAUUAUUUGGAGAAAGUCGUCGUCGUGUAUCUUUUAAUGUGUGCUUUGAUGAAGAUACUAAUGGGGUUUAUUGUAAUUGUCGGUUAUUUGAAUAUAGGGGAAUAUUGUGUAGGCAUCAAAUUGUGGUGUUCAUUCACAGGAAGGUUGAUCAAAUACCGGAUAAGUACAUUUUGAAAAGAUGGUCCAAAAAUGUUAAAAUGAGCCAUACAAAAGUGCGAAUCAGUUAUGACAACUGGGCUCUCAAACCUGAAGCACGCCGAUUUGAUAAAAUGUGUAAUGUUUUCUACGAGGUUGUGGAUUUGGCUGCAGUGUCAGAAGAUUGGAGUGAGAAGUUCAUAGAAAGAAUAUGUGAGUUUCGCGUAUGUAUGAAGCAAGAUAGUUGCCGAAGCGAUAAACAAAUUUCUGAGCUGCAGGACAAUGGGAAUAUGCAUGGUGCAAGAGUUGUUGAACUUGUGAAAGAGGAAAAUAUUCACUUUCAUGUCAUCAUCAUCCAACUCCAUCUUGGAGGCCUAGACUUAGAGAUGGGAGGAGUUAUGCAUCCCAACAAUUUCAAUGGAAUGUUGACAAUGAAUGAUAUGGCACAAGCUAAAACUCUAACAUUGCACAAAGAUGACAAAAGUGAAGAGCAUUGA
Molecule: messenger RNA, 2202 nt
Organism: Camellia sinensis
Lineage: Eukaryota; Viridiplantae; Streptophyta; Magnoliopsida; Ericales; Theaceae
Source: RefSeq, a predicted model, not a curated record